Molecule: messenger RNA, 1786 nt
Organism: Stegostoma tigrinum
Lineage: Eukaryota; Metazoa; Chordata; Chondrichthyes; Orectolobiformes; Stegostomatidae
Gene: smad6b
Product: SMAD family member 6b
Exons: 4
Coding region: 340-1425 (361 amino acids)
Biological process (GO): regulation of transcription by RNA polymerase II; BMP signaling pathway; anatomical structure morphogenesis
Cellular component (GO): heteromeric SMAD protein complex
Molecular function (GO): I-SMAD binding; transcription regulator inhibitor activity
Source: RefSeq, a predicted model, not a curated record
CCCCCCCCCCCCCCGCCCUGUCCUGUUGCACACAGCCUCCUUUUCCCCAGCCGAAUGUUGCAGCUUGGAUUACAGUGUAGCUGUGAUCUGUUCCCGGAGCUAGCUGGCUGUGCUAACGCAUGGCUUUGCUCUCAGCUUGAUGCCGUGUGAUCUGCUCCCUUUUUAAAAAUCCCCCCUCCCUUUCCCUUCCCUUCCCCUCCCUUACCCCCCUCCCUAUUCCCCCCACCCCCUCACUCCCAGCCCAGGUCGGGAGGGGAGAGGCAGAGACAGACUGGCAUUGUGAAGCUGCAGCGUUACAAUUUGCCCUCCUUCCCCGGCUAUUCCGUCUAUAACCGUCGUAUGUUCAGGUCUAAACGGUCGGGCCUUGUACGGCGACUUUGGCAGAGCCGGGUAACGGGAGGAAAUGGGCAGGAGGCGGACGAUUGGAGUGACCUGGCCGGAUCGCUAAACGAGCUGAAGUCGGUCACUCACUUGCUGCUGAAGAGGCUGAAGGAGAAGCCGCUGGAAGUGCUGAGCCAGGCGGUGCAGAGUAGCGGGGGGUUACACACCGCCUGUGUACCUAUGGCCAAGAACGAGCUGAGGGUUGGCAAGCAGACACUGGCCCCUCAGGUGUUACUCUGCAAACUCUUCCGCUGGCCUGAUCUCAAGCAUCUCUUCGAACUCAAGCGACUGUACUCCUGCGAGGGUUUCUCCAGAAACGCAGACAGCUCCACCGUUUGCUGCAACCCUUACCAUUUCAGCAGACUCUGUGGACCAGACUCUCCACCACCUCCUUACUCCAGAUUCUCUACAAGUGAUGAGGAAAAGCCACUGGAAUGCACGGCAUCCUGCACUGAAACAGAGGCCACCAGCUCCCCAAAUAUCACACCUGGAGAUUUCUCAGAUGUCAGCCUCUCACCUGACACAAUGAAGCAAUGCCACUGGUGUAUUGUGGCAUACUGGGAACAUCGGACCAGGGUUGGCCGCCUGUAUACUGUUUAUGAACAGUCUGUCAGUAUAUUCUAUGACCUACCUCAUGGGAACGGCUUCUGCCUUGGACAGUUAGCCCUGCACAACAGGAGCGAGACUGUCAAAAGGACUCGAAGCAAAAUUGGCUAUGGGAUCUUGCUGAGCAGAGAGCCAGAUGGGGUCUGGGCCUACAACCGGAGCGAGCAUCCAAUCUUUGUCAAUUCUCCGACGCUGGACAUUCCCAAUUCUAGGACUUUGAUUGUUCGGAAGGUGAUGCCAGGAUACUCAAUAAAGGUUUUUGACUAUGAAAAGUCUUGCCUGCUGCAGCAAGCCACAGAUAUGGAUUACGCAGACGGGCCAUAUGAUCCCAACAGUGUUCGAAUCAGCUUUGCAAAAGGAUGGGGACCUUGCUAUUCGAGACAGUUCAUAACAUCUUGCCCAUGUUGGCUGGAAAUAAUGCUGAACAGUAGCAGAUAACAACAGUCACCCUCCAGGAAUGAAAUCCUAUAUUAGAAAAAAAAUACAAGACUAUUCCAAAUAUCAUCUACCUAGAUUUAAUAUAAAGUUUUAUAUAUUAUAUGAAAUAUAUAUUGUACUUGUAAAUAUGGAGUCAUUUUUACAUUGUAAUUAUUUAUGUAUGGUGCAAUGUGUAUGAAUACAGAACACAACAGGAAAAUGCACUUUGGUUUAUAUAUGCUCAUUCAACAUCAGAUUAAAUUAUACAGCAAAAAUGGGGACAGAGCCUAGUUUUGAUGUAUAGUUCUGCCGUACUUUUAGUACCCAGACGAAAAGCUAACUUACCCGUAAAACAACAAAAUGAGUCACUCAUUGAUAAUAA